Messenger RNA from Myotis myotis, 2071 nucleotides. Its product is annotated as ATP-dependent RNA helicase DDX3X-like. The record is from RefSeq and is a predicted model, not a curated record. Gene Ontology annotation, molecular function: ATP binding; RNA helicase activity; RNA binding. Gene Ontology annotation, cellular component: nucleus; P granule. Gene Ontology annotation, biological process: gamete generation; cell differentiation. NCBI's taxonomy places the organism in Eukaryota, Metazoa, Chordata, Mammalia, Chiroptera, Vespertilionidae.
GCAGCAGAAGACUCUGAGUGUCCGGUACUCUUCAGGGAUGAGUCAUGUGGCGGUGGGAAAUGCGCUCGGGCUAGACCAGCAGUUUGCUGGCCUAGACCUGAACUCUUCAGAUAAUCAGAGUGGAGGAAGUACAGCCAGCAAAGGGCGCUAUAUUCCUCCUCACUUAAGGAACAGAGAAGCUACUAAAGGAUUCUAUGAUAAAGACAGUUCAGGUUGGAGUUCCAGCAAAGAUAAGGAUGCAAACAGCAAUUUUGGAGCUCAUGGUGAUUCAAGAGGAAAGUCUAGUUUCUUCAGUGACCGUGGAAGUGGGUCAAGAGGAAGGUUUGAUGAUCGUGGAAGGGUUGACUAUGAUGGCAUUGGCAGCCGUGGUGACAGAAGUGGCUUUGGCAAAUUUGAACGUGGUGGAAAUAGUCACUGGUGUGACAAAUCAGAUGAGGAAGAUUGGUCCAAACCACUCCCACCAAGUGAAUGCUUGGAACAGGAACUCUUUUCUGGAGGAAACACUGGGAUUAACUUUGAGAAAUAUGAUGAUAUUCCAGUUGAGGCAACAGGCAACAACAGUCCUCCACAUAUUGAAAGUUUCAGUAAUGUUGAGAUGGGAGAGAUUAUUAUGGGAAACAUUGAGCUAACUCGUUACACUCACCCGACUCCAGUGCAAAAGCAUGCUAUUCCUAUUAAAAGAGACCUGAUGGCUUGUGCCCAGACAGGGUAUAGAAAAACGGCGGCAUUUCUUUUGCCCAUCUUGAGUCAGAUUUAUACGGAUGGCCCAGGCGAGGCCUUGAGGGCCAUGAAGGAAAAUGGAAGGUACGGGUGCCGCAAACAAUACCCAAUCUCCUUGGUAUUAGCACCAACUAGAGAAUUGGCAGUACAGCUCUAUGAGGAAGCCAGGAAAUUUUCAUACAGAUCUAGAGUUCGUCCUUGUGUUGUUUACGGUGGUGCCAAUAUUGGUCAGCAUAUUCGAGACUUAGAACGUGGAUGCCACUUGUUAGUAGCUAGUCCAGGACGUCUAGUGGAUAUGAUGGAAAGAGGCAAGAUUGGAUUAGACUUCUGCAAAUACUUGGCUUUGGAUGAAGCUGAUCGGAUGUUGGAUAUGGGGUUUGAACCUCAGAUUCAUAGAAUAGUUGAACAAGAUACGAUGCCACCAAAGGGCGUGCGCCACACUAUGCUGUUUAGUGCUACUUUCCCCAAGGAAAUACAGAUGCUUGCUCGCGAUUUCUUGGACGAAUAUAUCUUCUUGGCUGUAGGAAGAGUUGGCUUUACCUCUGAGAACAUCACACAGAAAGUAGUGUGGGUGGAAGAGACAGACAAGCGGUCAUUUCUGUUUGACCUUCUAAAUGCAACAGGCAAGGGUUCACUCACCUUAGUGUUUGUAGAGACCAAAAAGGGUGCAGAUUCUCUGGAGGAUUUCUUGUACCAUGAAGGAUAUGCAUGCACCAGUAUCCAUGGAGACCAAUCUCAGAGAGAUAGAGAGGAGGCUCUGCACCAGUUCUGCUCAGGAAAAAGCCCGAUUCUAGUGGCUACAGCAGGAGCAGCAAGAGGCCUGGACAUUUCAAAUGUGAAACAUGUCAUCAAUUUUGACUUGCCAAGUGAUAUUGAAGAACAUGUCCAUCGCAUUGGCCGUACAGGACGUGUAGGAAACCUUGGCCUUACCACCUCAUUCUUUAAUGAGAGGAACAUAAACAUCACAAAGGAUUUGUUGGAUCUGCUCAUUGAAACUAAGCAAGAGGUGCCAUCUUGGUUGGAAAGCAUGGCUCACGAACACCACUACAAGGGUAGCAGUCGCGGACAAUGUAAGAGUAGUCGAUUCAGAGGAGGAUUUGGUACCAGAGACUAUCGGCAGAGCAACUGUGCCAGCAGUUCCAGCUUCAGCAGCAGCCACAGUGGGGGAGGCAGCCAUGGCAGCAGCAGAGGGUUUGGUGGAAGUGGCUAUGGAGGCUUUUACAACAGCGAUGGCUACAGAGGAAAUUAUAACUCCCAAGGGGUUGACUGCUUUGCAGUAGGUCACCCUGCCAAACAAGCUAAUAUGGAAACCACAUGUAACUUAGCCAGACUAUACCUUGUGAAGCUUUAA